This is a messenger RNA of Naegleria fowleri, 321 nucleotides long. RefSeq lists its product as uncharacterized. The transcript has a single exon. The coding region runs from base 1 to 321 and encodes 106 amino acids. Lineage: Eukaryota; Heterolobosea; Eutetramitea; Acrasida; Naegleriidae. The record is from RefSeq and is a predicted model, not a curated record.
AUGAAAGCACAACAAUCAACAAGAUCCAACAACACGACCCACAAACAAAACGUUGGUCAAACCAAACGAUCUGCCAACAUCGAAGACAGGUUGUUGAAAGAUUUCUUGCAGGAAUAUGGGCUGAGUCAACAUGUCGAUCCAAACUUGGGUCUUGUGAAGAGUAGGGGACAAAAUGUUAACAAAGGUCGUGGAAAGAAGAGCGAGUGGUUGGAGAUUUGGAAGCUGCACGACGAGCAUUGUUCCGUCAAGAAAAUAGCCAAAUCACUUAACAGAACAACCACUUACGUGAAGAGAGUGCUUGGUAGACCUAGACCUCAAUAA